GGGGCAGAGACCCGCGAGAGCCCGCUUCCGCUCUGCGAGCCCAGAUUGAAGCUCAUUGGUUCGCGGAGAUGAGUGACAGGCCUCGAGCCAAUGGAAGGCCAAACUCGCCGAGGCGCCCGCCUAGUACGGCUGCUUCCUGUUGGGCACCAGCCCGUCGUGUCUGGCGUGAGCUGCCGCCGUCCCGGGCUGAGGCGCUUGGCGGGCUGCGCGCGUCGACCCGGCCGCUCCUCGCCAGCCCUGCAGCUCGGGUUCUAACCCGAGCUCCGCGGGCUUGCAGGGGACGGGCCUGCGCCCACCGGAGGUUACCCCACCUCACACCCGAGGCUGCAGCGGCCCAGCGCAGGCCCCGGGGCCAGCUCGAUAGAGCUGGGGCUGCACAGGCCGCGGCGGGGACUACGGGUACCGAGGUGAACGCCGCCGGCCCCGAGCCGUGACGUUACCGCGCUCGCCGGCGAUUGGCCCGGGGAGGCUGCGGCAGCCAAUGAGCGCGUGGCCCGGGGCGCGGCUCCUCAAACCUUUUCUCCACUGCUGCUGGCAGCCGGGUCCUGGGCGGCUCCCCCGCGUCUCCGCUUUUCCUCCCUCGAGACUGCCAGUCGGGAGGAGCGCCGGAGGAGGGUGGAGGGCACAGGGUCAAGAUCAAGGUCAGAGGCCCCCUUGGGUUGGGACUGGACACGGAGGGGGUUAGGAGCCCAGGUCGGGGUCGAGGAGCUUUGGUCGCAGGAGGGACCCCAUGUCUGACUUCAAAGCCGAACAUGCUGUACGGAAAAAGCCUCUGCUUUUGUAACCACGGGACCGUGUGUGUGUCCCCGCAUUUACGUGUGAGCUCCUCGGGGGCAGACAGCCGUCCUUCUCAUCCCCCCAAAGGAAGGCAUCAGUAAAUGUUUGUAGAACGAAUAAAUGACUAGGUGAGGUCCAGUUGAAAUUGUGUUUAUCUAGGUCCCUUGAAAGCCAGUAAGUACGCCUGGACUUUCUAAAAUCAACUCUACCUUUUGCCUAUCGUGGUAUGUGCCAGUGCGUGAACCGUGUAUUUCCAUCUGUUCCACACAGUUCUACAGGGAAGGUACAGACAGCACCCUCUCCUAUCCCCUGCCUUUGUAAAACUGAAGAAACAGAAUUGGACCCAGAAAGCUUAAGUAAAUGGACCAGGGACACAGGCACCGCUGCCUGCAGAGGCAAACACCUGAACCCUGGAGCUGGUUGAACCGCGUAGGGCGCUGUCUCCCAAACGCUCUGCUUUGCCCUGGUUGGAAGAGCACUGUGGCGGCCAGCAGAGGGCGCGGCCCGGGCAUGGCCGAGGAGCGCCGGGGGUCCUGGUUUGGUUUCGGUUUCUGCGGCUUCAGGCAGGCGUUGGGCUCCGGGCGCGGGCGCCAGGUGCACAGCCCGGAGCCGCUGCGGACACUGGGCCCGGGCGCCGACGUCCGCCGCGUGAGCGCCAGCUGGAGCUACACCGCCGUCGUGACCCGUGGAGGCCAGGUGCAGCUGUCAGGCGCGGCGGGCGGUGCAGCGGGCGGCUGCAGGGACGCGUGGGCCUCGGAGGCGCUCCUCGUGGUGCUGCGCGCCGGGCCGGGGCUGGAGCUGCAGGCCUGGGCGCCGCAUUCGGCGCUGCGCGGGGAGCUCCUGUGGACCCGCACGCUGGCGCCGGAGGCCGAGGGUGAAGAUGCCGCGGGCGGUGAGCUCCAGGUGCACUGGGGAAGGAAGGGGAGGGGGACGUGCGUGGGCUCUCCCUUGCUCAGGCAUGGACAGCUGGGCCACGGGACUCUGGAGGCCGAGCCGGAGCCGAGGCUGCUGGAGGCGCUGCAGGGCCUUCCCAUGGCUGAGGUGGCCGCCGGUGGCUGGCACUCCGUGUGUGUGAGUGAGGCUGGGGAUAUUUAUAUCUGGGGCUGGAAUGAGUCCGGGCAGCUGGCCCUGCCCACCAGGAGCCUGGCAGAGGAUGGAAAGACAGUUGCAAAGGAAGCCAGCGGACUGAACGAAGGUGGCUCUGAAGGGAGGAGAACCGCCAGGGCUGAGGAUGGAGCCCCGGCCCCCUUCAUAGCCCUCCAGCCCUUCCCGGCGUUGCUGGAUCUCCCCCAGGACGCAGAUGCUGUCCAGGCCAGCUGUGGCUCCCGGCACACAGCGGUGGUGACGAGAACUGGGGAGCUCUACACCUGGGGCUGGGGUAAAUAUGGACAGCUGGGCCACAAGGACACGACCAGCUUGGAUCGGCCCCGCCGUGUGGAAUAUUUUGUAGAUAAGCAACUCCAAGUAAGGGCUGUGAGCUGUGGGCCCUGGAACACCUACGUGUAUGCUGUGGAGAAAGCGGAGAGCUGACCUGUACAGAUGAGGGCGUAAAAUAAACGUAUGGUAUAUUUUCCACAGACCAAACUGACCGAAAAAUGAUUUGGGAAAAAAACAAAAAACACCACCAUGUAUCUAUCUUUUUGAAAGUCGAUGCAUCUCCCAUUGCUCCGUCACGUACUCCAUGAAUUUCUGCCCGUUCACCACAAAUGCCUUCGAAUGCUCCUGUUCCCACAUUUCAAUCCGUGCCUUCAACUCCUCUUCCAACUGGAACCAUAGACAAGGUC
This is a messenger RNA of Ailuropoda melanoleuca (giant panda), 2561 nucleotides long. RefSeq names its product RCC1 domain containing 1 (gene RCCD1). The record is from RefSeq and is a predicted model, not a curated record. The coding region runs from base 1138 to 2307 and encodes 389 amino acids. The transcript is spliced from 10 exons. NCBI's taxonomy places the organism in Eukaryota, Metazoa, Chordata, Mammalia, Carnivora, Ursidae.